Messenger RNA from Lethenteron reissneri (Far Eastern brook lamprey), 5636 nucleotides. RefSeq names its product solute carrier family 10 member 1 (gene SLC10A1). Gene Ontology annotation, molecular function: bile acid:sodium symporter activity. The record is from RefSeq and is a predicted model, not a curated record. Gene Ontology annotation, cellular component: membrane. Gene Ontology annotation, biological process: bile acid and bile salt transport. NCBI's taxonomy places the organism in Eukaryota, Metazoa, Chordata, Hyperoartia, Petromyzontiformes, Petromyzontidae.
GUGGUUUGGGGCCCAGGACGUGAGCAAUUGGGUGCGCUGGUGGUGAUGGUGGUGGGAGGAGGAGGGUGUUUCGUGGAUAGUUAUUCCAUUCCCACGACCCCCGUCGGCAUGGGCCAAUAAAAGGCGAAGUUGCGCGCAGCUCGCGAGCCGCGGGGUUCUUCGCUUCUCCGUUGGCUGGUCUCCGGCGCUGCCGCCGAUGAGGGUGCUGGGAUGUUGAGAGAGGCCGCGGUGACUGUUUAGCGAGCGAGCGAGCGAGUGAGCGAGCGGGAGCGUUCCGUUACAUCCACGUCGCGUGUGUGCUUCAUGUCGGCCCUCUGGGUGCGUGCUACUCACACCUGAAGGUUUCGUGUGCCAUGCCUCCUGCCAGUUGGUGAGAGAGGGAGAGAGAGAGAGGGCCCGACUCCAUCCUCUCUACCACAUCAUCCAUCUCUCUCGCUCUCUCACCCUCUCUCGCUCUCUAUCUCUCUCACUCUCUAUCUCUCACUCUCUCUCUGACCCUCUCUCAAUCUCUCACCCUCACUCUCUAUCUCUCACCCUCUCUCUGACCCUCUCUCUCUGACCCUCUCUCAAUCUCUCACCCUCGCUCUCUCAAUCUCUCACCCUCACUCUCUAUCUCACCCUAUCUCACCCUCGCUCUCUCACCCUCUCUCUCUCUCUCUCUCAAUCUCUCACCCUCGCACUCACCACCAUGGCCCUAAACUUCUCUUGGGAGUCGUCGCCGCCCUUCGGGCUCAACGGCAGCGCGGGGAACGCGACGGGCGGCGACGGCGCGAUCCUCGACGAGGCCGUCAACGCCGUCACCACGGCUAUCCUCGUGGUCACCAUGGUGUCGCUGGGCUGCACCAUGGAGCUCCAGCACAUCGGCGCACACAUCAGGAAGCCCCGGGGCAUUAUCAUCGCCGUGCUGGCGCAGUUCGGCAUCAUGCCGCUCACCGCCUUCGCCUUGGCCAAGGUCUUCCGCCUGAAUCCCGUGGAGGCCGUCACCGUCCUCAUCUGCGGCUGCUGUCCCGGAGGGAACCUCUCCAACGUGUUCGCGCUGGCGCUCGACGGAGACAUGAACCUCAGCAUCCUCAUGACCACGUGCUCCACCGUGCUGGCGCUGGGCAUGAUGCCGCUGCUGCUGUGGGCGUACAGCCACGGCCUGUCGGACACGCGCUUCGUCAUUCCCUACGCGAAGAUCUCCAUCGCCCUCGCUCUCAUCCUCUUGCCCUGCGCCGUGGGGAUCUUCAUCAACGCCAAGUUCCCCAAGUACUCGCGCGUGAUCCUGCGGGGCGGGAUGCUGCUCCUGCUCCUCAUCUCCGUCGUGUUGGUGGUCCUGUCGGCGCUGUACGUGGGCUCCGCCAUCUGGCUCGUGUUCUCUCCCACGCUCAUCUCCAUCGCAGUGCUCAUGCCCCUGCUCGGAUACGCGCUGGGCUACGUCCUCGCGGGGAUCUUCCGCCUCUCACACAAGUGCAGACGCACGGUGUCCAUGGAGACCGGCUGUCAGAACCUGCAGCUGUGCACCGCGGUCCUCAAACUGACCUUCGACCCGCAAGUGAUCGGCCCCCUCUACCUCUUCCCUCUGCUCUACAUCUUCUUCCAGGUGGUGACGGCGCUACUCUUUGUGCUGGUCUUCCGCUUCUACGUCCACUGCUACCGCCAGCAGAGACAGCCCCAGACCGAGAGCGUCAACGCGAUCUACACGGGCAAGGCGGAGUUGGAGGACAUGGACGUGGAGUCGACGGCCAGGGAUGGAGCGCCCGCCGGGCACAGCUCGGAGACGGUGUCGUGGAAGAGGAAGCUGUCGUGGUGGAAAGUCAAGAAGCAGGAGGAAAGAUGAUGGGGGCGGGGGGGAGGGGAAAUAAAAAGAACCCAACGUAACCCAAUGAUGAUGAUGAUGAUGGAUUUACCGACCAAACUAAACAAUAACUCUACAACAGCAACAUUCCUCGGCCUGCCACGUAACAUGUAAAUGCGUUUGGCAUUUGCGUGGUGGAAUCUGCACACGUGGGGGUGCGUGUUUGUUCACUAGCUUCAAUAGUACAUUUCAUUCCACGCUACGGGAUUGUGGCCAGUGCUGAACUUCAGCUGAAACAGUCCAGAACUCCGCACGCCGACGCGUCCCUCGCUCCUCGAUGUAUUAUUGAUGAGCCCAUUCGUUCACGACGGGUUUAACACUCAGGCAUCCGCGAACGACAUUACCAUUCGUUCGUUGAUGCUCGGUGCCGGAUCGCGCGAGUCAAAUGUGUGUCGUGAACCCAUCUCCACCCGACGCAGACAAUUCGCAAAGUUGCCGCGUGAAGAAACGCGCCUGGUUUAUCACCGCUUCAGCAGCAGCAGCAGCAGCACCGCCACCGCCGGUGUGUUGUCGGAGAGAAAUCUCACGGCAUUUCACGUUUUAGUACAGAAUUAUAGGGUGCAACAUAGCGGGUACAAUAAUCUCAUUUAGUUUGUUAUGGAUAGGUACAGCUUGCACUCUAGUGGUAGUGCCUUACACUACUCCAAGCCGGUCUAGCAGCGUUCCAAAAGGUAUCGAGUGAGAGAUGAAGCCUAUGUUAUGGCGCAUGUGUCUGACUUUCUAGAUCAUUUGGGUCACAAUCUGCGCGACACUCAGUAGCGUAUCGGGAAUCGAUUUCCUCAACUAUGUGGAACAUAGCAUUGGGCGGUUUCUGUACACGUCCCAAAAAAUACUGUGGAUUUAACCCCCCCCCCCUCACCGACCCCCCAACUGUUAUACAUAUUUACUUAUACCCGUUAACGGAACAUCAGCUAAUAAUAUUGGGAACACUCACUGGAAUAAUGUCUAUGGGACAACGAGCCAACUUGGUAGAGCCUCACGAUGUCCGAUAAGCGGCUUGAUAACCAGCAGUAGCCAAUGUACCUCAUCGGGUUGCCAACGUUUCGGAACAUUUUGGGACACGGUGACAUGGCACUUAUUCGCUCGUGUCACUGAUGUGACGCGGAGCCUGAUGGAGUUCUGGUAAAUAAUCAGAAGUGCAGUGACGAACUUGCGUGUUCGGGUCACAUUGUUUUAACGGAGCGUCUUCGUCAUCCACGAUGUGCAUUUUUAUUUGGAGACAUUUGUUGUUGUUGUUGUGUGUGUGUAGUGCGUAUGCACGUGGGGACCAGUGGCGCAGUGGUUCGCGUAUUGCGCUACGAACCCGGCGACCAGAGUUUCGAUUCCCGCUCACAGACAAGAUCUGUGAGAAAUAUCUGAACCGGUGCUCGGUUUCCCCUAGGUCGAUUCUAAUAGCGCAGGCAUUUGCGAUGGCCAAACAUCUGGUUGGGUGUGGUGCUGGCCACCCACCCCCUCGUGUGCCGUGACUGCCUUAAGAGGCGAAUACUCGUCCUGAUGGUCUCUUGCAGGCCAUAUGGGGGGUCUCUGUCUUUGUGGUUCAUACUCUGUACUGCAACCUUGGCGACGUAGGUUCGAUCCCUGGCCCAUCCACAGCAUCGGUGGCACAUGCAUCGCGAUCUAAUAUGGGUCUCUCCUAGGUCAACUCAGCCUUAACUGAGCACCCUGGUGCUGUGUGUGAACAUCGGCACCGCAGGGAUGAAGCCAGCUGGGGGUCGCGGCGGACAUAGUAUGCCCUGUCUGUCAAUAGUGGUCUUAAUAGGUGCUCGCAAACAGCAAUCCCUUCUGCAUUCUAUAAGGCUACAUGGCAGGUCUGUGUGUUGUGCGUGCCGUCUGCCACCUGUUAUUUUGGGGCUACAUUCCGUACACUUUUGAAAACGAACUUACCGAAGCAAUUGCAAUGGAGACCGGGUGUCAUCAUCCCAGUGUCGUUAACAGAAUAAUUAUUCUUAUUAUUUUAGGAGUUAAAAAUGUUAACUCUUUCACACACCCUCGUGUUUUUUUAAACCAACAAUUGUCUGCAUUCGGAUUGCUCACUCAAGCAAGUGAUUUACCUAUGAAGAUUCAAUAAGUCUCCGGACUAUGAGGCCUGCUGCAUUGGGAUGUUUGGUCAAUUUCAGUCGGGAAUGUGAAUGGCAUCGGGUCGGUGGGAACUGGAGAGGCAGGAGAAACCCCAUUCGUACGAGGAACUCACAGCACGGGAAUCUCCUGGCCACCUUGCAAGCCCUACGGCUCUAACCCCAGGCAGGCCCCGAGUGGCUCCCCGAUCCAAGUACUAACCGGGUUCAAACCUAUAGUAGCAGGUUUUUACCCUUUCAACUGGUACAAACACUGACACCUUUAUAAAAGGCAUCAUGCUUGCAAUAACCACAACACAAGCAGUCAAAAUGCAAACAAAAAGAAACAACUCUGAUGAUGAUGAUAAUGAUAUGCACUGUCCUUGAAGUUGAUUGGUCCACACCCGAGACAGCUUUUCUUAGAGCCUAGUCUCCAUUGGUGUUGGACCAGAUGACGCCAAUAGGCGUACAACUCAAAGACAGCGCACUAUCAGAGUAUUAAGAGCUCGGGGUAAGCAUAUAAAGGUGUCAGUUUUUGUACCAGUUGAAAGGGUAAAAACCUAUUACUAUAUUUUGCCACUGGUAAAGGAUGUCUCAGAAUGUGGGUUCAACCCUGCUUAGCUUUUUGAGAUCCGAUGGGAUUGGUGCAUUGAUUGUGAUUUGAUCUUAAGAUAACUUACCAAUGUUAAGGCUUAAUUAAUAAUAAAAUUAGAUUGCUUUGAGUAACCAUUGUUUAACUUGUUUCAUAAUCGUAGCAUGUAUUUUUGAAAAUAUUUUACGGGAAAAAAAAUAUAUAUUUUUAAAAUACAAUAUAUUUUAACAACCGUGUCUUUUGCUAUGCGUAUAUGAAAGAUGUCCCAGCAUUCUGUGCUUUCAUAUUGCAACUUCGUAUGCGUUCACAGUGUUUGCUGUCGAUCUCUGCUAUUGAAACGGACGACUGGGCCCAGGUGUACAUGGAGAGGUGGAUUGUGCCGCGUUUCUCGCUUGAACAAAUACUCCCACAAUGCAAUGUACAGGACCAGCAAUAUUUUUUUGAAUGUUACUUUGAAUUAUAAACGCGUUUUAGUAGCAAUACUAUUUGAUUCGUGAAAGAUUUGCCUGUUACUCAUUAACUUCUAUUUAGCACCCAUUCAAAUGCCUAUUUUAAAAAGUCGUCAACAAAACGUAUUUUAAAAUGUAAUUCUCAGCAGGCCCCAUGGUGUUAAGUGCAGUCUCCGACUCGUAUUAGCCACUCAAUUUGACUGGACUCUUUGUGUUCGGAAGAAGGCUCUUGGCUGAAACGUGGUUCAAAAAUGGCGUCUUUUAAAUACAAGCAGUGUUGUUGACAAGUUUUCUUGAGUUUCGUUGCUGUGUGAUGUCUCACCUUCUGCUUCACGUGCUGGGAGCUUUUUUUUGGACGGUUCCUGAAGAAGCCUCCAGCACUUGGAGGGAAACGUCAGACACGAGAACGGGGCGGAGAGCUGUGGUUUAAUUCGGCAGCUAUUUGGAUGUUUUUGUUUUAAACGGGGAGAUUUCGGAUCGGUGUUCGCUUCACGUUACGUUCUGGUUGAUUCUAUGUUCGGCAUAUUACUUUAAAAAUGUUGUAUCCAUUAUCUACCAUUAUCUUAAGUUGAAAUUGUAUUAAAUGACUAUUUAGGGUCGUGUUUCUUGUUUUGCCGGGCAUACAUUGUAACUAUGUGAAAACAAUACGUUCAAACUUAAAGCGUUGGAUUUGUGAUUUAAAAAAAAAAUGGUACGAACAGCUA